Rhodofomes roseus is the source of this 2117-nucleotide messenger RNA. RefSeq lists its product as uncharacterized. The coding region runs from base 86 to 2023 and encodes 645 amino acids. The transcript is spliced from 4 exons. Lineage: Eukaryota; Fungi; Basidiomycota; Agaricomycetes; Polyporales; Fomitopsidaceae. The record is from RefSeq and is a predicted model, not a curated record.
CUCUCCGCUUGCGACGGCUGCGUCUAGGCGACCCGCCUACGAUUUACAUUGGAUUACUUGACGACCCUACUCAUGUCAAUUCAUAAUGACAACCCAACCUACCUUCCGUUCCAUCCAUGGCACGACCCCCGGAAUUCUCGAUCCGACACAACCAGCGCGCCUUCAUCGCAUCUCGGGAUCGACGCUCUCGUUCGCGUCCUUUCACCCUCUCGCUGCAUAUCCUAGACCACAGACCCUGGAAAACCUUUCCCUGAACGAGGAGCCGACACGUCCGAAGCGGAUCGUGAUAGAGACAACUCCAGGGCCCGAAGGCACGAGUUUCUGGCGCUUCGUCCCUCGCGCUCGUUUAGGACCUGGAGUGGAUAGCGAGGGGAAUUGGCCUAGGCUGGUCGAUAUUUGCGGGGAAGUUGUAUAUUGCUCGCAGGACCAGUGGGACAUCUACAAACUAGACACUACGGAGUAUGAGUGCUUCGUACCGACACCGCCUGCUAUGCCUACGAUCUCCCGUAGGAAGGUCAAAGAGCCGGCUGCAGAAGCCGGAACAGAGCGCCACACCGCGGAUGGUGCUCCUGACGCGCUCAGGUCGAAACGCCGCCUGUCGACGCCCUCCGAGGACGAAGCCCCACGACAUUCUCGCAAGCGGUUCCGCUCAGCUGCCCCGUCCGACUAUAUGAGUGAACUCGGUAGCGAUCGGGCGCACCCUAUCCCUGUUGAUGACGAGGAAGACGAAGUAGAAGACCUUCUUGUGGAGUCGUCGAAGGGAAGUUCCAUGCCGCCAGGCAGCCAUAAGCCGUCAAGUAGGACGGGCCCACGAAGAAGAACGAGGGAAGAGACAGAGUCUCAACGUCGGUGGCGAAGAGAGAAGACCGCUUCUCGGAGCAAGCCAAUGAAUACUGCUUUCGAUGACGUACAGGAAAUCGACAUGGUAGACCUGACUGCAGAUGAUCUCGACAACGGUCGCUCAGGAAACGUGCCGCCAACAAAUACGGCCAAGCGGAAGAUCUCACCCGAACCUCAGGUGCGAAGUCCCUCCAAAUCUGGGGAAGCCAGUACGAAUUCUUCAGACUAUGCGGAGGGUCAGUCAAGAAAGCGCCAUCGCACGGUUUCGCCUGGGGCGUCCAAGCAGGAGUACGAAGCCAAGCGUACUGAGCGGGAACGGCGCAGGAUGGAGAGCUUCAAGGCUCGCUUCGACAGCAAUAGGGCAGCGUGGCACGACAGAUUCCUCCACGAUCUCAUGACGGACAUUCCAGAAGAUUUCGGGAGCGGAGGAAACACGCAUGGACAUGAGCAACCGCCUGACCAGGCUCCAGGGGCCCCCAACCAAGGUUCGCUUGAUGAGGAGGCGCUUCGUCAAGCUGCGAUCGAAGAAUCCCGGCGGAAGCUCGCUGAGCUGGAGAAGGACAAGCCUUUGUGGGAAGAGGCUUCCCGCAGGCGUAUGGAAGCGGAGCGCGCGGAAGAAGAGAGGAGACGGGUGCAGAGCGAAGCUCAGCGACAGGCCGCAGAGGCGGAAGCGCGCCGGCGCCGGCAAGAGGCCGAACGGGCUGAGGCGGAGCGCAGAGCGAGAGCUGCCAGGGAGAACGCCGCGCACGAACAGGAACAGCGCCGCCGGCAGCAACAGCAGCAGCGGUGGUCAUACGGGCCCUGGACGACAGCACGCGCUCUGGAGCGCUACAAGGUGCUCAGCGAGACGUUCGACAGCGCCAAGUUUGCGGAGGACAGCCCUGCUACGUUCAAUGUCAUCCCGUGGCCUGUUCUGCGCUCUCCGGCCAUGCUAUCGAUCGAGGACAUCGACUGGAACGCUGUCGAAGCUUUCUUCAGGUCUGUUCGAGCGUAUAUGAGACCACAAGACUACAAGGCCUUUAUUCAGGAAAGCCAUAGGCGCUUCCACCCAGACCGUUGGCGGGCAAGAGGAGUCCUGAGAAGCGUAACAGACGAGGAGACCCGCAGCUGCUUGGAGGUGGCAUCAAACACUGUAGCACAAGCUCUGACACCGUUGUGGCGCGAAGUCGUCAAGGGUGGAUGAAGAUAAUUAUCGCUCUGUAUCGCUAUCGUACGUCACUCGUCGCAUCAUUGUAGAACGUAGUCGUGGCUUGGAAAACCUAGUUCGUGCAGCGCAG